AUGCCACCGAAACGUGGUAAGGCUGAUGGGUCGCCUGCAAAGGAACCCAUGCAAUCCAGCACUAAGCGCACGCGCCGCGAUUUAUCGCAGCCGUCGCAAAGUGCGUCAGACACUGGGGUGGAUCUUCCAUCUCACGAUAAUGUGGAUGAAUAUCCAUUUCUCAUUGUAGACUACAAUGAGACUACGCCAUUUCCAUCACCCCAAAGUGGCGAUGAGCAUAACUCAGGUGAGUGUGAGCUUAAAGCUCCACCAAGCACACCUUCGGCCUCACUAGCCCGCCGUCGCGAGGGCGGCUACGUGAGUGGUGGCUUGCCACCAAUGCCACCUCCAUCUGAGUGGAUGAACUCGGAUGGGUCUAGUGCAGCGCUUUUGCAGCGUGCCACUAUAGACGCUCAUAGAUUCUAUAGCGUCUUUCCUUUGUGGAAAAAGCAGGGCAAAGCACUUGGUCGUGCUUUCCCAAUUCCAGUCGUGCUGCGUUCUAACGAAACAGCCGACGACUAUGAAGCUGAACUUUGGCGCCGUGUAACGUUGCAUGAAGAUGCAACUAAACAGCGGUCGCAGCGAAUCAGCUUCGCCAUGAAGCGUGCGCAUGAAAUUAUGGGCAAUAAGCGACCUCCAAUUAAUUCUCGCCACGCUUCUUCUGCUAGCCCUUCCGGACCUAGCAGAAAGAAGACAGCGGGCGCUGCUUCACAUAAGCAGCCACCAGCCCAGGCACUUCAACGCGCAAAGCGUCCACAGGCUCCCAUGAGUCAAAGCUCGUUGGGUAACCCUUCCACUGGACAAGGAUUUGGAGCUUUCGCUUCACAAACCGGUGGGCCAACAGCCUUCCAACAAGGAAGCGCGUAUUCCCUUCCGUGUCCACCAGCACAGGUGGCGCCCGAUAGGAGCGGCGAUUACGCCCACCUACUCGCGGCUGCCUACCCUGCUGCUGUUCAGUCGCAGGCUAAGUCCGCUGCGCUGAAGAGGCAGGUGACAGAUCUCGAGAGUCAAGUCUCGCGACUGACCUCGUAUCUGCGCGAUGUGAGGGCGAGAGACCGUCAGGGGUAUGACCGCCUGAAGACCCGUUUGGACAUCUUAGAGCGACUGGUGAUGAGAGACCCGCGUCAAGCGCGGAGUCCUCCUCGAUCGUCGAGUCCUCUAUCGCCUCGUUCGUAUACGGGGGCCUCUCGGCUUCCUCGUCGCCUGAUCGGUCGCGACGCUCGACUCACAGUCGACGUCACCAUCGGUCUCGCUAGACCGAUGUGGAUAUGUGAUCUCUUCUGGAUAAACAUACCGCUUCAGACGACCCACGUAAAAUACGGGGUGAGUCUUCAUAUACGGUGGGAGAGUGAGCCUAUAAUUUAG
Messenger RNA from Peronospora farinosa, 1344 nucleotides. The record is from the annotation of a GenBank genome assembly. NCBI's taxonomy places the organism in Eukaryota, Oomycota, Peronosporomycetes, Peronosporales, Peronosporaceae.